Messenger RNA from Trichobilharzia regenti, 2727 nucleotides. The record is from the annotation of a GenBank genome assembly. NCBI's taxonomy places the organism in Eukaryota, Metazoa, Platyhelminthes, Trematoda, Strigeidida, Schistosomatidae.
AUGUCUGUUCUUUUCUCUGAACUGUAUACGUUGGACAGUGUUACUUCUGGGGAUUUCCCAACCAUUGUAAUUAAUCAUGAUACAUUCACCAGGACGCUUCAAGACGUCAGUUUCCCUGAUAAGGCUGGUGGUUUUACAUUUUCUGACCCAACAGAUAAUCUAGCUAAUCGCUUUAUCCUAUGGCGUUCACAUGGGGAUAUCCUCGAGCUUCAGGAAAUUUCUCUGCACCACAACCUUACGAACAAUAUAUUGAAAGUAUCGUUUGGAGGUUCUGCAAUUGUCAGUUGUCAUAUAAGUGAGACACAUGAAGCAGUUGUGUGCCUUGUCUGCACUUCUCAUGGGGCUUCACAAUUAUUAUUCACUCACCCUCGCAUGCUUCCAAAUGCUGCCAAUGUCUCCAUUAUUGGCAACAAAAAGAAUGUACAGUACAGUUUCCAUCAAAUAAAAGGUCUACAGCCAUCCGUUAUUCGUUGUGGCACCGCUUUUGUUCUGCAUCAUUCCGGCGUCUCAGUUUUCGCUUAUGGACUAUCCACAGGCUCAAUAAUGAUUGCAAGAGUUCUUCCGUUUGACUCUACUGCUCCAGAAGGUACAGAAGUUUUUGAAUUAUGUCAGACGUCGAUAAUCCAAAAAUUGUGGAGUGGUAUCACUCCGUUUUCAAGCAAAACUGAUAAUGAUUCUGCCUCAUCACCCCUAGAUAUAAUCUCUCUGGAUUUGGGUUGUGAUGAAUAUUUCUUGGCAACUAUUUGCAGAGAUCACCGUUUGCGGUUAUGGGACUUUAAACAUCGUAAUUGCUUUGCUGUCCUAGAUCUUCUAGAAUUUCUGCCUAGAACACUUGAUCUUAACGCAUCAUUGGAUCAGUCUGCAUUACAUUCAAAUUUUGCACCAGGUUUAUGUCAUCGAUUAUCUUCUGAAGUAGUAUCUAGUCAUAGUAUCAAUAUCAUCGUCUAUAUGUCAAUGUGUUUAUCUUCAACAGCUAAUAAUAUGAUGAUUGGCUUAGAUUUUUCUCAAUCAAAAGAAGUGAAUACAAGUUAUUGGUGUUGGAUACAUAUGGAUAUUGCCAAAGCGUUAAAUCGUAAUCGUGAAUGUUUAAGUGUAUUACAAGUAGAUCCAUUAAUACAAGAUUCUAAUGAAGGAGCAUUAAAUACCUAUAAUAAUAAUGAUAGUUAUAAUACCGAGUUUUUAUCAUAUGAAAGUAAUAUGAACUCACUUUUAAAAAUACAAAAACCUGAUAUCAGUGUACUAGAUUUUAUUCCUUCAGAAAUAGCAAAAAAAUCAGGAGGUGGAAAUGAAUCAUCUGAAAGGGGAAUAAAAUCUAAAAUGCUUUGGGUGGUAUAUGGUGGUUGGCGCAUCAAACUGAUACUGGUGAUACUCAAUUGGAUAUUACCUAGUUGGCAUAAACUUCCUGCCUAUAUUGCAAUACAAUCUGCUAGUCAAGAGCAACUCGAUAGUCUAUGGGAUGAAACUGGUAUUGAUGUUCAACUGGAAAUAUUUUUAGACCAUCUUUUUCAUCCUGGUUGUUUAUCCUGGUUCGCCAUUACGAAUGCAUUCAAAUCAAUUUGUGAAACCUACGGCUUACUAGAUGGUGAUUUAUUAUUGAAUGUCAGUGAUCUUCAUGAAACACGUGUUCGCAUACAUCGCACUUUAUUGGUGAACAUUAUUCCAAAGCUUAGUCGAGAUGAUGUGAAGGCAAUGUUUAAGACAUUUUAUUCUACAGCUAUUGAUUACCAUGAACAUGGUUUACAACCGCUUGGAUUAUUACGUAUUCAUAAAAAGAUGAGCAGUAGUAGUACAUCAUCAUCAGUGGGAGCGACAGUAACAUUUGGAAAGACUCUAUUUCCUAAUGAAGACACAAUAAUUGUUAUUCGUCGAUGGGGAUUUUCUAUUCUGCGUCAUCUGGAUGAUGUAGAAAUCUUGCUAUGGAAUAAUAUACCACCGAGUAUUGGACGUUUACAAUCAUCUUAUUCAUCAUCAAAUAUCUCAUCAAAAACCAAUACCAAGAACAUCAUCGAUAUAACAACAGAUUGCAGAAAAAUUCUUGGUAUUCUUCAAAAACAACCAAAAUGGUGCGAAUGGGAAAGUUGCCUGUUUGACUGUAGGAAAUUUGAUCCUACUGCAAAUCCACUGUUAUUAGUUGAACAAGUUAUUGAACAAUUAGAUCAAAUCAAUGAAUGUUGGUUACCUCCACCGAUUUCAUCUUCGGUUCGAUUUAAAAGUCCAUUCUCUACUGGUUCUCUUUCAACUGCACAUCUUACUGCUGUCUCAAAUUUAAUAUCAUUGCUGGAUAAUUGUGGUAUUAUGGAAAAAAGUUGUCAAACUCUGCAAAGUUUAUUUGACAUGGAUAGUAAUAAUGCUAGUAGUCCAUCAUGUGAAGAUAUAGAGAUAACAAGUCAAUCAUGGCUUAACAAUAACUCUAAUAGAUCCAGCGGAAAUAGAAAUUCACUUACUGCUGGUUUCCGGAGACAGUCAUUAACAGCAGGUAGUAGUGGUGAUCAUGGAGGAAAUAGUAGUAGUCGGUUUAUGGAAGCUGUAUCAAACUCCUGUGUUGAAUUUUUACGUCAAUUGUGUUUUAAUACUACAGAAACACGUAUAUUAUUUACAUUUGCUUUGUUAAUUUUAAUCCGACGUAAUGAACUUGCAUCGAAUGGUUUAAUUAAACUACACGGUAAACAUCGUCGUGAGAGAAAAAAUAGCCAUAAUGAUGAUGAUGCUGGGACGCAAAUACUGUAG